Messenger RNA from Drosophila willistoni, 2404 nucleotides. RefSeq lists its product as uncharacterized. The transcript is spliced from 3 exons. The coding region runs from base 666 to 1934 and encodes 422 amino acids. The record is from RefSeq and is a predicted model, not a curated record. Lineage: Eukaryota; Metazoa; Arthropoda; Insecta; Diptera; Drosophilidae.
AUCGCGGGAUUGUUGUUUUUGUUUUCGAAGUGAGCGGUUGCGCGAUCGGUUGUUGAAAAAUUCGAAAAUCCAGAAAAUCUAUUGCAAAUAUUACUGAUAUGUAAUGAUUAAUGAAUAGAUUAAAAAAAGUGCUGUGCUAAUUUAUAUCAGUGCCUGUUAUUGCUGUCUGCAAAUCACGGUGAUCAACAAUUUACCGCUAUUCGAAAACAGCAGCUAAACAAGAAGAAAAUAAUAAAAAAAAAACUCUGCAAGGCAGUUUUAAUUUGAUAAUAACAAAAUAGAAACAGUGAUUUAAUAAAAUAAAGUGUCAAUCGAAAAACAACUGCUCGAAAAUGUUUAGAAAAUAAAAAAGUGCGAUCUGAUCUGGUGACACAUAUUUGCAUGGAUCCAUACUACUAUACUGGAGUGACUCGACUUCAUCUUGAUUCUAAUUGCUGACACACAUAAUUUUCUUAACUGCGGCAGAAACGCCGACAACUAAUUGAGUUUAAACGGUGAUCUGAACCUUCCCCCGUCUUAAACUAAUUUAAUUGUUUUUUAUUUUCGCGCAUUGUGUUUAAUUGAAAGUGUCACACGUCGUUUGAAUUAUAAUUUCGAAUUUGUUUUUGUGUGUAUUGUAUUUGUGCAAGUGUGUGUAAAUGUAAAUGUAAAAAAACGGCACAAAUAUGUGGCCAAAAAAAUCGGCUCAAAGUGAAAUGUGCAACUUUAGUUUGAUGGUAUUUAUGUUCUUGGGGGCGGCUCAAGGUGCCACACCCUUUGCAAAAGAGUAUCGAAGUGCAGGUCUCUUCAAGGGUAAUACUCUAGUGGAUUUGGAUGCAUUAACCACCCUAGACAUGGCCCCCGAGAAGCUACCAAUUACCAGUACUAGCUCCAGCAGUGGCAAUGCCAAUGACAAUGGAUUUGGAGAUAAUUCUAUGGCAUUCAAAUCGGAAUCAUCGGUUGUUUUGCCUGGGGUGCAAUUAAAUGCAGGUUGCCCGGCCACAACUAGUUCCCAUUGUCUGCGCUGUAAUAAAGCGGGCUGCAUCAAGUGCCCCAUGUACCUGGUUACAGACAAUCGCCAAUGUGUGGAUGAAUGUCCGGCAGGUUAUCUGGAGCAGUGGUCGGCACAUACUGAAUUCAUGGGUCGUGUGUGUGUGCCCACUGGCUACUCUGGUCCACUGAUGGCCGCCCUGGCUGGUUUGUUAGGUGGAUUUUUGGUCUGUCUAUCCCUACUGGCCGUGGCUGUGAUGCUGGUCAGGCGUAAGCGUCGACGAAAGUCAGUCAAACAGAAGCUCAUCAACGAGAAUACAAUGGAUCGUGCAGAUUUUAUGCGGCAACUAAAUGAGAUGCGUCCGAAUGCGGAAUACUUUCUGGCCAUGUUGAAUGAUACACGACGACAGAUACGUAAAUUAUAUCUAUCCGGCGAAGUGGCUGCUGCCAAUUCAUAUCGUCCCAUAGUAAGGGAUCUGGCCAAAUUGUUAAUUUUACUCAAUAGACCCAUCGAGCUGAUUCCCACGCCACCGCACGACUGGUCGAGAUUGCAUGCCUGGUCAGAGCAGGCUCUGGAACGCUAUAAGCCACAGGUGGGCCAGCUGAUUGACUUUUUCCAAGCCUCCAAUCAGGAAGUGCUCUAUGCGGCCCCAGUCAAGAAGCAGACACAGAAGAAUAUCUUCAGGCCGCCGCCGGCUCAACAGCAGCAGCAGGGUGGCGGUGAAUUGCUGGCUGGAGAUCGCAACAGCAGCGCUUCCAAUCAACAGAAAUUGCAUUUGUUUGGCUCACUCAUCAGCUUGCAUGAGUUUGAAGAGCCACGAGCCUCGGAUCCAUUUGGCAGCAGUUUCAAUACACUAAAGAGCGGCAAUCUUAUAUCAGAUCUCAAUGCCAGCUCACUCUGGCUGGAGGAUGAGUUUUAUAAGCUGGGCUUUCGACCGCAGGACGAGAUUACAACAGAACUUUGAGUAUUAUUUAUUCCAUGGAUCGAAUACACACAAAUAAUUCCUGGCUGACCAGGCUAAAUUGAUGAAGUUUAGUGUUGGUUCUUCAGCCGGAAUCAAUAGAGAACAAGAGAUGGAUCAUUCCGCUAACUGAGACGCCCAUUUAGAAUUGCUAAAUGUCAACGUUUAGUUUAGUAUUAAGCCAGCAGCAAAAAGAAGAAACUAGUCAAGUAAAAUCGAGCUUGUAAAUGAAUUUAGUUUUUAGGGAUUUUACAAAAAUCGCAACAAUUAUCAUGUAACGGAGAACAACAAUAUUCAACACACAUGAUAUAUCUAUAUCUAUAACUAUACAAUAAAGAUCUAUAAAAGUAGAUAUGCAAUACUUAUAGAUAUAGCUAACAUAGACAGAGAUUAUUAUGCUUAGUGAAUAUGAAUACAAAGAAAUGAGAAAUAAAUUUAAUAAAAUCAUGUGCCUUAAGUUAAUGAAAUGCAAA